GAGAUUACCUAUGCACCUUUGUUGUCUCCUUAUAUAUUGGUUGCGCUUGUAGCUGUCGUCUUGCCUCUUAGGCAACAUAUAGGAGUAAUUGUUCUACAGGAAACCACAACAAAGUGAUAUUGCAUAAUUGCUGCUAAGUUACUCAUAGCACCGCGUAAACGUGAUACAUAAGAGCUAGACGUCUAAGGCUUGUGUUUAACGCGCCCUUGCUGGUCGCAUGCGUGCAAGUGCCAUUAUGCACCAGCCUCACCCAGCAAGGGCCCGCUGCUAGAUCUACCAUCACCACAUAACCCGCCGGAUUAGAAACUUCCGGAUCGAAAAUGCCGAGCGUAGCAGGCGAUUCCGACCGGUCGUCGGUGUCCGGUCGGUCUUCGACAUCCAAAACCUCACGCGGCAGCAGACGUCGCUCCAGGCGGACGUCAGUCCCCCCAAUUCCGGUGGAGCCGAUUGAGGAGCCAAAAACGCCGUUUGCCCCAAGCAUGCUGCAAGCCGGGCUGUCCCAGUUGGGUCGCACCGCAGACGGGCUGCUGCCCGCCUUCCUCACACUCAACCUCUCCGGCACCGACCUUGCCACCGCGGCACCCGUGGCGGCAUUCCCAGCGCUGCAGCGAGUGGUGCUGUCCGACAACCGGCUGGCGGAGAUCCGAGGCCUGGCGGCGCUGCGGCACCUGACGCACCUGGACGUGUCGGGGAACAAACUCACGCAGGUUCUAGACCUACGGCUAGGGCCCCCUGCUGCUGGCGCCAGCACCAGCAGCGGCUCCCCCGGCCCCACCAACCUGCGGACGGCGGACUUUUCCCGCAAUCACAUCGACAUGCUCCGCGACCUGAGUCCCUUCUCGCGGCUGAGCUGCCUGGUGCUGGCACACAACCGGCUGGAGCGGGUGGGGUCGGGGCUGCGGGCGCUGCAGCUGCUCAAGGUUCUGGACCUGAGUCACAACCGGCUGAUCAGCUGCCGCGGGUUGGAGCAGCUGAGCAGCCUUCGCGAGCUGCGGCUGCACCACAACUGCCUGGCAGCACUGGAGCCGCUGGGGGCGCUGGGGCAGCUGCAGGUCCUCCAAGUGAGUCACAACCGGCUGUCCCAGCUGGGCGGUCUGGCGCCCCUCACCUCGCUGCGCACCCUGGACGUGUCGUACAACCUGUUGGGGCGGCUGGAGGAGCUGGUGGCGGUGCGGGGGGCGUCACUGCUGGGGGCGCUGGACGUGCGGGGCAACCCGCUGGACCGGUCCGUCAGUCUGCGGCUGCACGUGGUUCACAUCCUGCCCCAGGUGGUGCAGCUGGAUGGGCAGCCGGUGGACUCCAAGGAAAAGGUGCUGGCAGCCAACAUGCACGGUGCCGACGCGGAGGGCCUCCGCCUCAUCCGCCGCAAGUAUUUUCCCAACGGCGAGCUGGACGACGGGGGCGGCGCGGUGCCUCCCCUGGCGGCAGGCCUUGUCGCCUCCCAGGCGGAGGAGGAGCUGGCGGCAGACGGAGCCGCCCGCAGCGCCCUCAUCCGCCUGGACGCCUGGGCCGCAUCCAUCCGCCCCGAAACCAUUCUCACCGCCCCCAGCGGCCCCUCAAUCGUCACGCUGGCGGACCAGCUGGCAAGCGUCUGUGUGCCGCCCAGGCCGCCGUCGCCAACGGGGGCCACGGCGGCGGCGGCGGCUGCCGCCGCCGCCGCUGCCGCCGCCAGCGGCGGGACGGCUCCGCCGUCCCGCUCCUCCACCAACCACGGCGGCGGCCUGUCUACACCUCGUUCCGCCGGCGCGGCGGCGGCGGGCGGCUACAGCGACGCAGUGGGAGGCGGCGGAGCGGACCCGCAGUCGCAGCUGCAGCGUGCGCGGGUGUGCUGGCGCUGGGUGAUAACACACGUGGCGGGAAGUGCACGACUGGAGAACACCUGGGAUGUGGAUCAGCCGCUGUUUGGUCCCGGGCCGCAGGCCGCGAUGAUCGAGCGAAUCCUGCUAGGAGACGCGCCGAUUCCCUCCACUCCGCCCUCGCAGCCACCGCCUCUCCCGUCGCCGCACCUGGCACGCCCGCCCCCCACCGCGCCCCCGCCGUCACCCCCCGGCAUCGGCACUUGGGCGGAGCGUGUUGCGCGGUUGUUUACGCUGCUCUGCCGUGCGUGUGAGCUGGACGCGGUUCCCAUUCCAGGCUACUGGAAGCAUCCCAACCUGCCUCCCGGUCGACGCGUCGCCUCGCAUAACCACUGCUGGGCGGGGGUCAAAGUCAACGGUCGUUGGCGGUUGGUUGACCCAACCGCCGCCGCUCUGGAGGGCGGCCACAGCCCCUUCUUCGUGCCCCCAGAGGCCUUCAUCUACUCCUACUGGCCGUUGGAAGCGGCCUGGCAGUUAAUACCGGAACCGUUGAGCCAGGAAAUCUGGUGGCAGUUGCCGUACGCAACAACCGCUUUCUUCGCAGAGGGUUGUCAGUUGGGAGGUCCGGAGCUGGCGGCGGUUAACGUGCUUCCGGCGGUUCGCGAGGGCGGUGUGCUGCCGGCCUUCCAGCUCAGCAUUGCCGUACCUCGCACCCGGGGAACGCAUGUCGUACAUCGCUUGCUCGCAUGCACAACGAACAACACCACCACUACCAACCAACCCGGCUCCUCCUCCUCGUCUUCGCCAUCAGCCACCUCAGCCACCAUAGCACCCGCAGCGGCGGCGGCGGCGGCGGCAGCCCAGGCCGCUACCUUCGCCUCCGUCGCCGGCACCGCCGCCACCCUCACCAUCGCACACAACGGUAACACCACCGGCGCCGCGCACAACAAUGCCAUUACGGCGGGCAGCAGCGGGCUGGGGGACACGCCGGGGCAGCAGCGGCGGAGGCGGGUGCUGGCGGAGUGGCCUCCCAGGGAGCCGGGGGUGCCGGCAUACGCAUUCCAACAGGUGGUAGCCGGCAAGCGGGGGCAAGUGGAGGUGUGUUUCGGACCCGACCGUCACCUUGCCACCCGACACCAGCUCUGGGUCUCCCUGCCGGGGCCCGGGGAGUACGAAGUGGAGGUCGUACAUGUACGACAAGUCUCCGGGUUGGGUGGCGGCGGCGGCGUCAUGCAACUGGGGGUUUCGGGGCCGGGUGGCGGCUCGCUCCGUCUGAAGCUCGUGGAGGAACACCUGCUCCUGCGCGUCAAGGUGGUCUUGCCCGCCAUCGCACCGCAUGACGUGGAGGAGGACGGCAUCCUGCACUCACCUGCCGUACUGCGGACACCGCUGCCGUACGCCUCGUCGUACUUUAGCGAGGCGGGUUGUCAGCUCGUGUCGCCGCCGCCGCAUCACCCCCUGGAGGCAGACCGGCAGGAGCCGUUCAAUGUGGUGGCGCCUGGAGCCUCCAGGGUGGCGCUGAUGGCGGGGGGACUGGAUCAGCUGAUCGAGCUGGCUGCGGUGGAGGACGCCCCGGUGCCGUACACCUUCGCCACCUCGCUGCAGGUGCCACGCUCGCCCGCCGCCACCCUGAUGGCCUACGUGCACGACCCGCACCUCAACACGUGCGCCUGGGUGCCGCUGGUGCAGAUGCGGGUUCUGCCCCAGUCGCAGCACAUGGUGUUCACGCCGGUGGCGGUGGAGGUGACGGAGGUGGACCCCGCCGACCCGUAUGUGGGGUACGCCCGCGAGCUGUUCAAGGCACUGGACAAGGACAUGGACGGGCAGGUGACGCGGCGCGAGAUCCUGGCGGCUUUCCGCCGCAACCGCCAACACGCCGAUGUGCUCAAGUGCCCGGCUCGCAUUCGAAUGGACGACGGAACCUUCGACAAGUUCGUGGACGUGUUCCUGCAGAUCGACACGGGCAAACUGGGCUCCUUCUGCUUCAACGAGCUGGCAGCCUACAUGGGGGUGCUGCCCUCCGGCAUGUACGAGUACUCGGAUGAGGAGGACGAGGAGGAGGACUACGACAGCGGAGAUGAGGCAGAGCCGGAGGAAGAAGAG
Molecule: messenger RNA, 3899 nt
Organism: Astrephomene gubernaculifera
Lineage: Eukaryota; Viridiplantae; Chlorophyta; Chlorophyceae; Chlamydomonadales; Astrephomenaceae
Source: the annotation of a GenBank genome assembly